AUGCUGGCUUUAUGCCUGUCGGCACUCCUUGCCGUCUCUCUGGCAUCGCAAGAGGAGCCCGAAACAGAAAUGCAAAUGCAAUUGCUUCAGCACCACUUGGUGCUCCCAGGCGCGGCGGAACGAGCGGAACGACGCUUGAAAGAAGCUCGGCCGCUGGAGUGGAUUCACUUCCCGAAGGCCGGCAGCUCCUUCAUCAACGCCAUCACACACCUGCCCGGCACCUGCGCUUCUCUGGCCGAUCAGUACCUUAGCGAAGACACGGUGGGUGGCGGCCCCUGCUGGCUUUCCCGCUGGUUCAUGGAGCGCUGCCCGCACGACUGCAAGGCGGACCAUUACGUGUGCCCCUGGUCAAAGUCGCCCGAUGUCCCUCGGACCGCCUUGGUACACCUCCUGGUGACCAACUACUCUGCCCAGCGGGGCCACUUGGUGGGAAUGUUCCGGGAUCCGGAUCAGCGAAUCCUUUCGGGGUACCAUGACGAGGCGAACAAUUUUGCGGCCGAGGACUACGGCAGCUACUUAGUGCAAGCGGGAGGGGGGAACUGCACCGGAUUCAGCGUGAGAGGCGUGCGGAGGAGGCCGCUUUUGGACUUCGCCGAAGCCUGGAAGGGCGGGAUGACUUAUCAGCUCGUUUCUGCUGAUCUGAUUGAGUCCGGUCAAAUUCUUCGAAGGCACACCACGGCCGUGGAUCCGAAGCGGGCCAAGGUGACACAGGCGGAUGGAUUGGAGGCCGCGAAAAGGGUGCAGGAGGGCUUCGCCUUCGUGGGGAUCGCGGAAGACUGGGAUUUGUCCAUCUGCCUCUUUCACAAGAUGUUCGGAGGAGCAUGCCAUGCCGACGAGUUCCAAGACACAAGGCCCGGCCGUGCAGGGAAGAGCGCAGACCAAGACUACGACAUCUCCCAGCUUCAGGGCUGGCAUGAUGAUAUUGACGAAGUGGUGUAUGCCGCCGCUUUGGACGUUUUUCGCCGAAACCUCAUCAUGUUCGACGUCUCGCAAGAGACCUGUCAGGAGUGUUACAGUGUAGCUAGCUACAGUCACACACGGAGAGACUAG
This is a messenger RNA of Symbiodinium natans, 1050 nucleotides long. Lineage: Eukaryota; Dinophyceae; Suessiales; Symbiodiniaceae. The record is from the annotation of a GenBank genome assembly.